AGUAAUGCUGAACUAAGUAUAAUUCCACAAUCAACAAUUUACAACUGCAGCAGUGGUCAUUUCUCUAUGCCACUUUUAACUGAUUCUGAAGAUAAUGAAGAAGUGAAUGCUAGAAGAGAAGAGAGAGAAAGAAUUGCAUUAGAUUGCAUUGCAAAGUGCCAGCGAUCCUCAGCUUGCAAGAUGACCAGCCAAAUUACUAGUUGGGACACGAGGUUUGAGUCAGGUACAAAAGCAGCACUGCUGUUGCCAUUUUCUCCGAUCGUUAUUGCAGCUGAUGAAAAUGAGCAAAUAAGAGUGUGGAACUAUGAUGAUGUGCUACCGGUAAACUCUUUUGAAAACCAUAAGUUGUCCAAUAGAGGGCUAUCUAAGCUUUUGCUUAUCAAUGAACUCGACGAGAGCUUGGUUUUAGCUGCCUCAAGUGAUGGAAAUGUCCGUAUAUGGAAAAACUUUAAUCAAAGGGGAGGACAAAAACUUGUAACUGCUUUCUCAUCAGUUAAGGGUCAUCGAGCUGCUGGUCGCAAUAUUGUGAUCGAUUGGCAGAAACAAUCUGGUUACCUGUAUGCAUCUGGUGACAUGUCUUCCAUCUUGGUGUGGGAUCUUGAAAAGGAACAACUUCUCAGCACCAUUGAGUCCCCUGCUGACAGCGCGAUUUCUGCACUGUCUGCAUCUCAGGUUCGAUCUGGACAUUUCGCGGCUGGUUUCGCUGCUGGUUCUGUUAGGAUAUUUGAUGUCCACACACCUGAUAGGCUUGUCUAUAUGGCGAGGCCGCAUGCCCCAAGAACAGAAAAGGUUGUUGGCAUAGGGUUUCAGCCUGGGUUUGAUCCAUACAAGAUUGUAAGUGCGUCUCAAGCUGGGGACAUUCAAUUUCUUGAUGUUAGAAGGGCAGCAGAACCUCAGGAUGUAAAACCAUACCUGACUAUCGAGGCACACAGGGGUUCACUUACAGCGUUAGCUAUUCAUCGGCAUGCCCCUGUUGUCGCGAGUGGUUCAGCCAGGCAGAUGAUUAAAGUGUUCAGUCUUGAAGGAGAACAGUUGACUAAAAUUCGCUACCAGCCGUCGUUUAUGGGCCAAACAAUUGGCAGCGUGAAUUGCCUCUCUUUCCACCCAUAUAAAUCACUCUUCGCCACUGGUACUGGUGAUAAUUCUCUUGUCUCUAUCUACGCUGAGGAAAAUUAG
This is a messenger RNA of Panicum virgatum (switchgrass), 1176 nucleotides long. RefSeq names its product regulatory-associated protein of TOR 1-like. NCBI's taxonomy places the organism in Eukaryota, Viridiplantae, Streptophyta, Magnoliopsida, Poales, Poaceae. The record is from RefSeq and is a predicted model, not a curated record. Gene Ontology annotation, molecular function: protein-macromolecule adaptor activity; protein binding. Gene Ontology annotation, biological process: TOR signaling; regulation of autophagy; positive regulation of cell growth. The coding region runs from base 67 to 1176 and encodes 369 amino acids. Gene Ontology annotation, cellular component: TORC1 complex; cytoplasm. The transcript has 9 exons.